This is a messenger RNA of Cydia amplana, 854 nucleotides long. RefSeq lists its product as uncharacterized. Bases 291 to 797 code for a protein of 168 amino acids. The transcript has 2 exons. The record is from RefSeq and is a predicted model, not a curated record. NCBI's taxonomy places the organism in Eukaryota, Metazoa, Arthropoda, Insecta, Lepidoptera, Tortricidae.
AUAGUCUGUGGUCUACUAGCCUUUGGAGGCUUCAACUUGUUGUUAACAGCACAAAGCAGAAAACUAUUCAAACUUCCCCUUUACAAUUGCUGGUCGGUAUUGAGGGUACGACACCGUUAAUAAGGACCCUUAUUCGCGACGUAGCUCUUGAUAACACGCAACCAAACCGUGAAGGCCUUAGAGAGUUACAAAGACAACGCGCCACUGAAUUGUUAAAUGAAAAUCAACGAAAGCAAGACGAACAUGUAAAUAAAAAUCGCCGGGCGGAGCGUAUAUUUAAAUUAAAUGAUAUGGUUUUUGUAAUUAAAACUUCGCAGAUGACUGGCAAGCUCGACUCCGGGAUGCGUGGGCCUUACCGCGUCACGAGAGUGCUGCCUAACGGUCGCUACAACCUGCGACUGAUUGGUGGCUCCUACGGCAAAACUACACAAGCCGCCGCUGAGCAUAUGGUUAUAUGGCGCGGAGAAUGGACCCCCGAGUCGUGUGGUGCCUUCUUUGACAGUGACGAGGAUACUGCAUCUGGCACGAUCUCUGAAACUAUCAGCCCACCUGCCGAUGGGAGUCAGCCGGGUCCAACUCCUAGCGCCGCGCCCGCGCCUCCUGAACCUAACAGCCAGGAGAGCCAAGCCGUAGAACGCACGAGCCACCAGCUACCAUCUGCCAGUCACGCAAUAGAGAGCUCCGCCAGACGUAUAGACAACGGCGACAAUGACGUUCGUGACGCUAAAACGCAGGAGCCUAGACGACCAUGUGGUCGAGGGCGACCACGUGUCAGGAGAGGCCGUAAAAGGAGAUAAUGACGGUUGCGUACGACGUCAUGCUACGUCACCGCCGCCGCCCCUCUCACAAGCCUU